GCCAAGCCUCUCAGACCUCGGACCCCGGACCUCCGACCUCCUGGACCAGGACUCCGCGGGCCGGGAUGGGGCGGCUGCUCGUGCUGCUGCUGCUGCUGCUGCUGCGGCCGCCGGGGUCCCGGCCCUCGGGCCCGCUCCGGGCCUGGGUGGUGCCGCACAGCCACAUGGACGUGGGCUGGGUCUACACGGUGCAGGAAAGCAUGCGGGCAUAUGCGGCCAACGUCUACACCUCCGUGGUAGCCGAGCUGGUCCGCGGGCAGCAGCGCCGCUUCAUCGCCGUGGAGCAGGAGUUCUUUCGGCUGUGGUGGGACGGCGUGGCCUCGGAGCAGCAGAAGCGCCAGGUCCACCAGCUCCUGAAAGAAGGUCGCCUGGAGUUUGUUCUUGGAGGCCAGGUCAUGCAUGACGAGGCUGUGACCCAUCUUGACGACCAAAUCCUACAGCUCACAGAAGGACACGGGUUUCUCUACCAGACCUUCGGGAUGCGGCCACAGUUCUCCUGGCACGUCGACCCUUUUGGUGCCUCUGCCACAACCCCCACCCUGUUUGCCCUGGCAGGCUUCAACGCGCACCUCAUCUCCAGAAUCGACUACAACAUGAAGGAUGCCAUGCAGAAGGCCCAGGGACUCCAGUUUGUAUGGCGAGGGUCCCGUUCCCUGGGCGCCCAGCAGGAGAUCUUCACUCACGUCAUGGACCAGUACAGCUACUGCACCCCAUCCGCCAUCCCCUUCUCUAACAGGACCGGCUUUUACUGGAAUGGUGUGGCCUUCUUCCCAGAGCCACCCCCGGACGGGGUGUACCCCAACAUGAGCCAGCCCGUCACGCCAGACAACAUCCAUCUCUACGCCGAGGUCCUGGUGGCCAACGUGAAGCAGCGGGCCGCGUGGUUCCGAACACCCCACGUGCUCUGGCCCUGGGGCUGUGACAAGCAGUUCUUCAACGCCUCGGUGCAAUUUGCCAACAUGGACCCCCUGCUGGACCACAUCAACAGCCACACAGCGGAGCUCGGAGUCUCCGUGCAAUACGCCACGCUGGGCGAGUUCUUCCACACGCUACACACACUCAACGCCACCUGGAGCGUCCGCGACCACCACGAUUUCCUGCCCUAUUCCUCAGAACUGUGGCAGGCCUGGACAGGCUUCUUCACAUCGCGCAGCACGCUCAAGGGCCUGGCGCGGAGAGCCAGCGCCCUGUUGUACGCCGGGGAGUCCAUGUUCACGCGCUACCUGUGGCCAGCCCCCCACGGGGCCCUGGACCCCACCUGGGCCCUGCAGCAGCUCCAGCAGCUCCGCUGGGCUGUCUCUGAGGUCCAGCACCACGAUGCCGUCACCGGUACCGAGUCCCCCAAGGUGCGCGACAUGUACAGCGAGCACUUGGCCACGGGGAUGCUGGGCGUGCGCAAGCUCAUGGCCUCCCUCGCCUUGGAGGGGCGGGGCUCCUCCGCAGCGGAGCAGCACGCAGCUCUGCAGGCCCCCCCAGGCACAAAGCCGGCGGGAUACUCUGCCUCAGUCUACAACCCACUGGCCUGGACAGUCACCACCCUCGUCACCCUGACCGUUGGCUUCGCCCGAGUCCGCGUCACGGACGAGCUGGGCCACCCUGUGCCCGCGCAGAUUCAGAGCUCCAGCAGGCAGCCCUCUGCGUAUGAGCUGCUCAUCCUGACCACCAUCCCAGGCCUCAGUUACCGGCACUACCAGCUCUGGCCCACCACAGAGCCCCACGCAGGCCCCUGGGAGCCCGCUGCCGCCGGGGCCCAUGUCCUCAGGUAUGGCCGCAGAACAAGGAGGCAGGCCCGCCAGGGCGGCAGGAAGCUGGUGCCCGUGAGGAACGACUGUUACACCGUGCUGCUGGACCGGGACACCAACCUGAUGGACAGCAUCUGGGAGAGCCAGAGUAACCGCACGGUGCGCGUGGCCCAGGAGUUCCUCGAGUACCACGUCAACGGAGAUGUGAAACAGGGCCCCAUCUCUGACAACUACCUGUUCACACCCAAGGAGCCCGCAGAGCCGGCAUGGGAGGCCGUGGAGAUGGAGAUUGUGGCAGGGAAACUGGCCACGGAGAUCCGGCAGUUCUUCUACAGACGCGCCUCGGCCCAGGCUUACAGCUAUGCCAUCUACUCCCGCCUGGCCCACGUGCCUCGGGAGGCCGACGGGCAGCUGCUGUGCCAUCGGAUAGAGCAGAGGUACAGCGCAGGCCCCCUGGAGCUGAACCGCGAAGCCAUCCUGAGAACCAGCACAGAUUUGAACAGCCACCAGGUCCUCUACUCGGACAACAACGGCUACCAGAUGCAGCGGAGGCCCUACCAGAGGUUCAGGGACAACGCCAUCGCCCGGAAUUACUACCCCAUGGUGCAGUCGGCCUUCAUCGAGGAUGGCAGAAGCAGGCUCGUGCUGCUGUCGGAGCGGGCGCACGGCGUCUCCAGCCAAGAGAACGGGCAGGUGGAGGUGAUGCUCCAUCGGCGGCUGUGGAACAACCUGGCCUGGGACCUCAACUACAACCUCACGCUGAACGACACCUCCGUCGUCCACCCGACGCUCUGGCUGCUGCUGGGGCCCCCAGCGCUCACCACAGCCCUGCGCCCAAGGAGCGGGGUGGAGCUGCAGCACAGGCCUGUCGUGCUGCUGCGAGAGCUGGCCCGCACAGGCCCGCCGGCUCAGGGAGCUUCCUCAGAGCCCCAGGGACUCCGACGGCAGACAGCGGUGACGCUGCCCCCGAACCUGCACCUGCAGGUCCUGAGCGUCCCCGGCUGGAACUACAGCACCAACCACACAGAGCACCUGCGGCAUCUUGAGCAAGGUCACCACGGGAAGGCCCAGGCAGACCUGCACCGGGUCCUGCUCCGCCUCCACCACCUGUACGAGACGGGUGAGGACCCAGUCCUGUCGCAGCCGGUGACGCUGAACCUCAAGGCCGUGCUGGAGGGGCUGGGGGCCGUGGCCGCCGUGGAGGAGCGCUCGCUCACGGGGACCUGGGACGUGCACGCGCUCCGGCGUUGGACCUGGAGGACAGAGUCUGCCCCCCAAAGAGGCUGCCCCAGCUCCCCGCCAAGGCCGCUGCCGGCAGACACCUCCAUCACCAUGCACCCCAGGGAAAUCCGGACGUUCUUCAUUCACUUCCAACAGCAGUGAGCGGCCCCCCAGGGCCGAGGGGGGCGGGCAGAUUCAGGGGCAAGCUGCCAAGAGGGACCGAGGGUGAGGAGAAAGCCACAAAUCCAACAGGCGCAAGGCAAGCACUGGCCACAGAGGAGGGUGGGGCGGUUCUAUUUUUUUAAUAAAAAAUUAAAAUCUAUGGGGCUGGGAAGGUGGCUCCGUGGUGGAGUGCUCGCCUUGCA
Dipodomys spectabilis (banner-tailed kangaroo rat) is the source of this 3328-nucleotide messenger RNA. It is a transcript of the gene Man2b2, whose product is annotated as mannosidase alpha class 2B member 2. The record is from RefSeq and is a predicted model, not a curated record. NCBI's taxonomy places the organism in Eukaryota, Metazoa, Chordata, Mammalia, Rodentia, Heteromyidae. The transcript has 19 exons. Gene Ontology annotation, molecular function: alpha-mannosidase activity; carbohydrate binding. Gene Ontology annotation, biological process: mannose metabolic process. Gene Ontology annotation, cellular component: lysosome. Bases 66 to 3125 code for a protein of 1019 amino acids.